AGGUGAACACCUGACACACUGCCAACUUGGCGCACAGCCCGUCUACCUGCCUCUGCCGUAAACAGCGCUAGGACCUGAAUCUUUUUGCUUCAAUACACUUCAAUUGCACUUUUAAGUGGCACCAGUUUACUCUCAUAUUUCCAGUCAUGAGAUUACGAAAAGGAAUUAUUUCAUAACAUUAAGAAGCUUGUAGUUCAACGUUGAUAUUGUGAGGAACUGGUGAAUCGAGGGAUGAAGUUACCUGUCUGGGACCAGGGCCAGUGGGAGGCAGCCUGGUUGGUGUUAUGGGGAUUUGCAGUGUGUGUGAGGGGUGGGUUUGUGGAGCCUCCUCCAUCCUUUGCAUUGCGGUCCUUGACGGAGGGUGAGACGCGGCUGCCCUGUCAGUACCAGGUUCAGGAGGACGAGCAGAUAGUUCAGGUCAGCUGGAUCAAGGAGCUACCUGAUGGCACCAAGGAACAUAUCAUCACCGCCCACCGCACAGAGGGACACACAGAGUUUGGGCGGUACUCUGGGAGAGUGAGGUUUGAGAGCCGUCGCUCCAUGGUGAACUCUGCUCUGCUCAUCCUGACCACGGAGGAGUCUGAUGAGGGGAAAUACACCUGUCACAUCAGCACAUUCCCCUAUGGGAACUUUGAGAGGAAGCUGUCACUCACUGUGUGGACCUUCCCAAUCUCCUCUCUGGACCCGGUGGUUCUGGAGGAGGGCCAGUCCUUCCACGUGGCUGCCUCCUGCCGCUCCGUGGCCCGCCCUGCACCCCGCCUGACCUGGGACACGGACCUUCCUGGCCAGGCCCAGAACCGCAGCUCCGAGGGCGGGGUCAUGUCCACUCACUUCUCCCUGCACCCCCUGAGGAGCAUGAAUGGCAUGCGGUUGGACUGCCUGGUCUGGCACCCUGCUCUGGAACAACCCCGCAGGAUCAGCAACCGCCUGGUGGUGCAAUUUCCCCCAGAUGCAUCUGUCACCGGCUUUGAUGGCAACUGGUACAUGGGACUGAAGGGAGCUGAACUCCGUUGUGAGUCUGGAGGAAACCCCAAACCAAAAAACUUCACCUGGACCAGGGAUGGUAAGGCUCUGCCAGAUGGCCUGACUGUGGAUGGAGCAAGGCUUCUGUUUGGCCGAGCCCUGAGACAGAAUGACACUGGAGUUUAUGAAUGUGUGGUGAACAACGGCGUUGGGACAAGGAAAGUAGAAUGUAACAUCACAGUUACAGAGACAUCUCGGAGUGUGCAGGAAGUGAUCUUUGACACUCUAGUGAUGAUCAUUAUAGGUGUGGCUGCUGGGGUGUUGGUCAUCGUCAUGAUCAUCGUCAUCAUUUUAGUCAACCAGUACCACAGACGCAAAAACAGCAAAUUAGAGAUGGCGCUUAGCAAAAGGAUGUUAGAAAUCAACACUCUCUCCAGACAGGCCUCCUCCAGGAGACUCAACUCUGUCAGCACAGACCCCAGAGGACAGAAUGAAGACUGUACACUACUCAGACUAGACAGUGGAAUGAAAAAAAGCCUAAUGUCCCUUGAGGACCAUCCCAUCUACAAAGGCAGUCAAUCCACCCUCGGUGGGAAGUGGGGGACGGUUCGAGAGGGUGAUUUGGACUACCUAGGCCGCCCCAUCCUGCACCAAUCUAGCUGGCGCGAGUGCAGAGAGAGUAUGAGGGGGGCUGAGAUGGAGGGAGAAAGGGAAGAGCGCAGACGAAGGGUGGAAUCGUACCUAAAGAGCAGCAAUAUGUCCCUGGCCUAUCUGUUUCUCUCAAUGCCACACAAUAUGUGGCUCUCUAUUUCUCAGGACUCUGGCCUUCCUUCCUCCCUUGUCCCCAUGAAGCCCCAGGAUCAUGAUGGCAGUGUGGGGCCCACAGACAUCCCCUCAAUGCUCAGCAACCUGGGUGGCCAGAGGGAAGUCAUGACGGAAGGGGAAGACUGGAGCGACAGACAGGAUGUGCUGGAGGUUGACGAGGCUGACUUUGACACCAGUUCAUACCAGAUCUCAGAGGCACUCUCCAACCACUUCCACUACAGCAACGGGUUCCUGCGGCCCAAACCACACUCCAACGCCAUCCUCCUACAACCCAGAGGACAGAAGAUCUAGACGGGUGAAAGGAGUUUGUUGAAAAAGGAACUGCCCUCUGCCCCACCCUAACUCAAUGGUCACGGAGGCCUGUUAAAUUGCAGCAUCACUUUGUCAACUGUAAACCUAGUAUUGUCUAAGCACUUAUCAGUUGUGCUUGUGCUGUCAUUUUAGCUAACCUUAUAGUUCUGAUAUACUAAAUAUACCAUACCCUUGUGCAUUAAUGUUAUUUUCAUGUUUCUUUCUAUUUUUAAAAAAUCAAAAGGGCUGUUUGAGAGAAUUCUCAUGUUUAUUCGUAAAAGCAUGUCCACUGUUGUUUUUUUCUCCAGAAUUGUUAGUCUCUGGCAUAGUUUUAAAAAGACGAUGGCGAUCCGGCUCUUGAUAGCAUUGUUCCUUUUAAAAGGUUACAAGCAGGAGGCUGUGAUCCCUCCCUACAGUAUAUUAGCACCACUAGUGUAACAGUUGUGGUAGGGUCGCACUGCUCUCACUUUACAGAAUAGAAAGACAAAAGUAACACUGCUGCUUUCUGCAAGUGUCUUGACUGUCUUGUCAUAAACUCUGUUCUCAGUCAUUAGAAAACAUUUGUCAAUAGCUAGGUUUCCAUCCAAUUGGCGACAGAGUUUCAUGUGAAUAUUCUAGAAUCCCCAUAAAAUAUUUGUAUUUCCAACCAGUGUUUACCCCAAACUGACUUGUUUUCAUGUACUGAAUAAAGUUCAAUGCUUUUCCAUCACA
This is a messenger RNA of Oncorhynchus nerka (sockeye salmon), 2790 nucleotides long. RefSeq names its product nectin-4-like. Gene Ontology annotation, cellular component: adherens junction. Gene Ontology annotation, biological process: homophilic cell-cell adhesion; heterophilic cell-cell adhesion. The transcript is spliced from 11 exons. Bases 232 to 2079 code for a protein of 615 amino acids. The record is from RefSeq and is a predicted model, not a curated record. Lineage: Eukaryota; Metazoa; Chordata; Actinopteri; Salmoniformes; Salmonidae.